GGAUAAUAUAAAUUAGAUAUUUUAAAACAAUAUGGAAGUACAAAUAUUAGACAAGAAAUCUAAAGAAUUGCUAUCUAAUCAAUGGAUUAAAGAGUUUUUUAGUACAAAAGAGUUUCCAAGUGUUCCAGAAAUAUCAAGAAAGAGUUGUUGUAUGUCUUCUUAUAAUAAUUCAGGAAUUGAUGGCAAAAAUCCAAUGGAUCUAUCUUUAUCUAAACGUCCAAAUUCCUUAGAUCAGAUGACAAAAGAAUGCUCAGAAUAUUUAAAUUCUGAAGAAUUAAAUUCUAAUUCUCAUAUUAAAUGCAGAUUUUCUUCAAUUCCUAUCAUAAAAAACAUAGAAAACAUUUCUUCAGAUCAAAAGAAAAAAUUACAAGAUUAUAAUUCAAUAGAUAAUGAAAAUUCAAAUGAUUACAAAGAAAUAAAAAUACAAGAACAUCAAUCACCUGAAAAAAGAGAAUCUUCAAUUAAAAUUAACAAUUCUGGAAUUUAUGAUACAAUGACACUUAUUAACUAUAUACAGCACGAAUUUUCAACAUGGUUAAAACAUACACAAAAAGAUAAACAUCUCGCUUCAUCAUCUAAUAAUUUACAUGAUAUUGCAAAAUCUAAAUACCGACAAAUUCAUCAUACUAGGAAAAUCAUUCGUUCUCUUUCCUUAGUCAGAUUACAACUUUUAUCUUUAUAAAAAACAAAAAUACUAGUUUUUCUAGGUACAUAUUU
Pneumocystis carinii B80 is the source of this 717-nucleotide messenger RNA. RefSeq lists its product as hypothetical. The record is from RefSeq and is a predicted model, not a curated record. Bases 32 to 682 code for a protein of 216 amino acids. NCBI's taxonomy places the organism in Eukaryota, Fungi, Ascomycota, Pneumocystomycetes, Pneumocystales, Pneumocystaceae. The transcript is spliced from 2 exons.